This is a messenger RNA of Rhododendron vialii, 1365 nucleotides long. RefSeq names its product protein CANDIDATE G-PROTEIN COUPLED RECEPTOR 7-like. Gene Ontology annotation, biological process: transport. The transcript has a single exon. The record is from RefSeq and is a predicted model, not a curated record. Bases 1 to 1365 code for a protein of 454 amino acids. Gene Ontology annotation, cellular component: Golgi apparatus; membrane. NCBI's taxonomy places the organism in Eukaryota, Viridiplantae, Streptophyta, Magnoliopsida, Ericales, Ericaceae.
AUGUAUCAAAUUACCUUUCUCCUCAUCCUCUUCUUCUUUGUUGGGCAACUUCCUUCAACAAUUGGAGAUAUCCAAACGGUAACAAUCUCCUCAGACUCUCGUCGCACCAUCUUUUUUAAAGAUUUCUGUUUCGAUCUCACAGGUCAUGUCUCCCUCAAUGUCUCCAGUGUCUCGAUCACCACCACCUCUACCACCCCAAUAAACACCUCACGUAUAGGUUUCUUCUUUGGUGAUUUAUAUGCCCUUCAAUAUUAUGGACUUGUGAUAUAUUUUGAGGAAGGAAAAACAUGCAUUCUUGAGUCCCCCAACCUAAUCCCAGGAGGUUUCGAACCCAUAGCCACAUUUGCAGAACUCUCACCUCCUCCCCAUUCUUCCAUAAGCAAAACCCUCCCCAUCCCUGCUUUCACUGUGAACAACAAAACCCGCCCCGUCCAUUCACCAGACUAUCUCGGUAUCUAUUUUUCGAACUGUGAGCCGAAUACCUCGGUGUCAAUGCACGUUCACGUGGAAACCUAUAACAUCGAUAGAAAUGGCAAGGACUAUCUUGAAGUCGGUAGAACUCAACUGCCAAUAAUCUACUUCAUUUUUUCCAUCCUUUACUUGUUGUUUCUGGCCUUGUGGGUAUAUGUAUGCUACAAGAACAGGUCAUUUGUUAGCAAGAUACACAUUCUUAUGGCCAUAUUGGUCGUAAUGAAAUCGUUGAAUCUAUUUUUCGAUGCAGAGGACAAACGCUACAUCAAGGUCAGUGGAACCCCUCAUGGAUGGGACUUAUGGUUUUAUUUGUUCCGUUGUCUUCGAGCUCUGCUAUUGCUAACCGUAAUCAUGUUGAUUGGGAGUGGUUGGACAAUCUUGAAACCAACUUUACAUGCCAACGAGAAGAGAAUCUUGGCAUUUGGCGUAACAAUUCAGGUUUUUGCUAGCGUAGCCCACGUUUAUACGGAUGAAACCGGCCCAUCCAAUAGCAACUACUUGUUCUUGACUCUGUUGUUAUUGCUGGUCGAUGUAAUGGGCUUUAUGAUAGUUUUCGUUCCAAUUGAUUCGUCGAUGCUGACACUCAAGGAAGGCGCGAGGACAGAUAGAACUGCUGCACAGGAUCUGGGAAUGAUGAGACUUUUGGGAUAUUUUAACAUAUGUCUGUUUACGUUCUUGCAAUUGAAGUGGGUUGCGUGGAUUUCCGUCUCUUGGCUCAUUAUCCCUGAUGGAGAUUGUGGUAUAGAGUGGUUGAUUGUUACGAUUGAAGAGACUAUUGUCCUUGGAUUUUACAUUGCGAUGUUUUAUCUAUUUCGGCCUAGGGAGCAAAAUGAGUAUUUUGUUGUUCAAGACGAAGAGAUGGUUCUUGCAACGAUUCGGAGAGAGAUUGCUUAG